AUGUCUGUUUUUUCAUCGUUGUUUUCAAGAGAUCCAAAAGCACAUUUUGCUUAUGACUUGCCUAGCAUCAGUUUUGCUUCAUUCAAUGGAAUUUCGAUUGGCAAAAGUUUUAAAAAGGCUGAUACAUCGGAAACAGCAACCUGCUUUUGGGCAUCUUUGAAAAUUCAGGCACAAAAAUUGAAAACUAUGCGGCAUCCGAACGUGCUCACCUAUUUAGAUAGUAUUGAAGUGGAGGACACAUUUUAUCUUAUUACCGAGCCAUGCAUGCCCCUGGCACUAUACAUUGAAGAAACGAAGUUCAGUGGUUCGCAAAAAGACCUUAUGGCGUCUUGGGGCUUUUUUCAACUAAUGAAUUGUUUGAAAUUCCUACAUGAUGAGGCACAUUUGAGUCAUGAAAAUAUUAGGGAGUCAGUCUAUGUUACUGAACGUGGUGACUGGAAACUUGGCGGUUUCGACAAAUCUGUUCCUUUCAGCAAUGCACGAAACGAUCUGAAUGCUGUAGGAUUUUUACUUUGGGAAGUUUUCAAUGGAUUCAAUAGAGGAACUACAAAGCCGGGUGCGCCCGGUAAAAUGCCGAAACAGUUACACGAGUUUUACAAAAAAUGCAUAACGUCACAGGGUGCAAAAAUAAGCGUAUCUGAAAUCAGGUUGUUGAAAUUUUUCUUUUCAGACUGCAGGGGAACUGGCGGUGUUUUUAAAAAUCGUUUUGUUGACACACUUCUAUUCCUCGAAGAGUUUCAGUUGAAGGAUCCGCACGACAAACAAGCUUUUUUCACGAGACUAAAUGAUGAAAUAAAUAUUUUUCCUGAUGAUAUAGCAAAAUUCAAAAUAUUGCCGAAAUUAAUUGAGACUUACGAAUAUGGUGAUGCAGGAUCUCAUAUCUUGCUUCCUUUAUUCAAACUCGGAAGAUUGCUUAAUGAAGAGGAAUACCAGAGACGCAUUGUUCCCUGCCUCUGCAAACUUUUCAGUUCUCCAGACCGCGUGACUCGCGUGAAACUGCUAGAAAAAAUUGAUGAAUUUGCUCCUCACCUCACUCCUCAAGUUGUUAAUGAGAAAAUUUUUCCAAACAUUGCUUCGGGUUUCUUAGACACGAAUCCUGCUGUUCGUGAAAGUACUGUAAAGGCAAUGGUUUCUCUGGCUGAAAAACUAAAUUCUCACAACUUGAAUACUGAUUUAAUGAAAUAUCUGGCACGGCUUCAAGGUUCGGAUGACCAACCGGGUAUACGGACAAAUACCACUAUUUGUCUGGGAAAAAUUGGUUGCUAUAUAGAACCUUCACAGAGACAGCGGAUUUUAAUUAGUGCAUUCACACGGGCCAUGAAAGAUCCUUUUCCUCCUUCUCGUAUUGCGGCAGUCUUGGCAUUAAGUGCCACUCAACAGUAUUACUCAUUAGUCGAAGUCGCAAACAAGGUGUUACCAUCGCUUUCGCCACUAACUUGUGAUCCAGAAAAACAGGUUAGGGAUCAAGCUUUCAAAGCUUUGCGAGGAUUCUUAGAAAAGUUAGAAAAAGCUAGUGAAAAUCCAGAAAUGAUUCCAGAACUUGAAGCUCAAGUGCAAGCUGGUGGAAAGAGCGGAUUGCUGAGUAAUGAUAAAGUUCCUCUGUGGGCUAGCUGGGCCCUUAAGUCAUUAUCUGGACGGUUUUAUAAAAAUCCUCCUCCUCCUUCUGGCGGAAUAUCUGCCAAUAAGUUAUCAAUACAAGCAAGUAGUAAUAAUUCAAAAUUGGAUGCAGAUUCAGGCAUUAAAGAAGAAAAGCUAAAACCAGAACUUUCUAAAACUGUUACAAAUAGCAGCGAUGGAUGGGAUGAUCUGCGAGAUGAAUUUUUGGAAGUUCGUAAUGAGACUGAGGAGAAUUGGGAGGAUGCUAGCGAGGGUUCUGCUGCCGAAAAAGGUGAUUGGAGUGAUGGUUGGGAUAAUGGCUCAGCAAACAAAGUUGCUCUGGUAUUUACCUCUUACCUGCCUGAUUUGCUUUUAAUCAUUUUCGAAGCAUUAAUUAAAUUUAUUCCAGAAAAUACUUGGGAGUCUAACAAAAGUUCACGUCGAGCGGAAAAUGCUGCUCGCAAUGAAGCUCGACGCAAACAGUUGGCCGAAAAGCGUGCUUUGAAAACUUCAGGCGCAAAACGCCUUGGAACGACAAAGCCGAGCUGA
Enterobius vermicularis (human pinworm) is the source of this 2145-nucleotide messenger RNA. The record is from the annotation of a GenBank genome assembly. NCBI's taxonomy places the organism in Eukaryota, Metazoa, Nematoda, Chromadorea, Rhabditida, Oxyuridae.